AUGAGGAGGCCGCUGGGGUUCCUGGUGCUGUUCUUGGCGGCGGCGGCGGCGGUGACGGUGCUGGUCGGGCCGUCGAGAGAGGGAGGGGUGCAUUUCUUGUGGGGCUGGAGAUGGCCUUAUUCUUCCUCCUCCUCCACUCCUCCGGCUAAAAUGGUUUUGGAUGGGGAUCUUGUGGACAAAGUAUGCUCACUUUGCCUACAAGACAUUGUUGGCGCAGAGGAGAUAUUAGGCAUUGGACAAUCAUCAUCUGCUUCGGAUGGAUUGUCGAGUCGCGCGACGGAGAAUGAAGUGAAGACAGUGUUGCUUCUGGAACUUCUAGCACUUCUUCCACCUCACAAGUCUUCGUUCGCUCAUGACUGUAUCCGCGCGAAUUAUCCUGGCUUGGGCAUUGGGCAGCAGUUUAGCGUUGGAUUAAGAAACUAUGCUGAGAACCAGCAGUCGUUGCUUGGUUCAAACUUCUAUCCAAGGCGGAAUUUGGCUGGUCGGCGGAUUAGAUUUGCUCCUUCCAUGUCCCCGGAUUUUGCGACAGCCGCGUCAUUUGGAGGCGAAGCUCAGCUUUCUCUUGCCGUGUCAGAACCACCAGUUACACCUCCCAACAAGCAUCUCCAUGAUAAAGCUGGACAGAAGCAUCGGGGAGUGCCUCCUCCAGCUUCAACUUCGGAGAAGCGACACAAAUAUAUAAAAUUAGUCUUGACUGUUGUGCUGCCGACGGCGGCAUUUUCGUUCAUUGCUGCAUUUCUGAUUUUCUACUGCUGUGGAUGCAACAAGAGCAAGGUUUCUGUCGGUGAGCCGCGAGAUGAUCACCCUCUUCUUCACAUGCAGUUAGCUAAUACGCCUGGUUCGUCACCCAACGUUCGUGUUCCCACCAUCCCACCUCACAAGGAUGAUCAAGGGGCCAGACCUUCUAAAGCUGGAGUCAGCCUGAGUCAGUGCUUUUCAUGCUGUUUCAAAACCUCCACUGAUGCAACAAUACCUGCACAAGGUACUGGAGGAACACAGAAUAAUAAUGCCACAAGUGGUGCUCCUGAACCAAUGCCUCCACCCCCGCCCCCGCCUCCACCUCCACCGCCACCUCCUCCUAUCAAGAAGUCUGGUCCUCCCCCACCUGGACCUCCCAAAGGUUCAUUAGCAAGAUUUCCUCAGCUGUCACCUGUUGAGUCAAGUCAUUCUGAAGGAUCAUCUACAAGCGACAAGGCCAGUGAAUCAUCUGAAGCUGAAGUGAAUGCUCCAAGAACCAAACUUCGGCCUUUCUAUUGGGACAAAGUUCGUGCUAAUCCUAACCAGUCAAUGGCCUGGCAUGACAUCAAAUUUGGUUCUUUUCAUGUGAAUGAGGAUAUGAUAGAAGCAUUGUUUGGUUAUGGUGCUGGCAACAGAAGCAACGCCAAGGACAAGGAACUUGCCAUGCCAGACCCUUCACCUCAACAUGUUUCUCUUCUUGAUUUUAAGAAAUCAUGCAACCUGGCAGUCGUUUUUAAGGCAAUGAAUGUCAGGGUAGAGGACAUUCAAAAUGCUCUCAUUGAAGGAAAUGAACUGCCUAGACUACUUCUUGAGACAAUCUUGAGAAUGAAACCAACUGAUGAGGAGGAGCAGAAACUCAGGCUUUAUGACGGGGACUACUCGCAACUAGGUCUUGCAGAACAAGUGAUGAAGGCCUUGACUGAGAUUCCUUUUGCUUACAAGAGGAUCAGUGCUUUACUUUUUAUGACCUCUUUGCAAGAAGAUGCUUCAAGUCUCAGGGAUUCAUUCCUGCAACUGGAGGCUGCUUGUGGGGAACUGAAACACCGCCUCUUUCUGAAGCUACUAGAAGCUGUUCUCAAAACUGGAAACCGUUUGAAUGAUGGGACCUUCCAUGGUGGUGCUAAUGCAUUCAAGCUUGACACCCUUCUGAAGUUAUCAGAUGUCAAGGGUGCAGAUGGAAAGACUACAUUGCUUCACUUUGUUGUCCAAGAGAUUAUUCGAUCCGAAGGUAUCCGUGAAGCAAGGUUGGCCAUGGAAAGUGGAAGAACUCCACCUUCAGGAGACGAUUCUAAUGGAUCUAUCCAGGAAGAUGACGAGUAUUACUCCAACCUCGGCCUUAAGAUUGUAUCAGGGCUUAGCAGUGAGUUGGUUAACGCCAAGAACAUAGCUGCACUGGAUGCUGAUGCUUUGUCUACCAGUGUGUUGAACCUCAGGAAUGAGUUGCUGAAAGCAAAAGAGUUCCUGAACUCAGACAUGGCAACAAUAGAAGAGAAGAGUGGGUUCCACCACUCAUUGGUAAGUUUCGUGGAACACGCAGAAAAUGAAACCAACUUUCUGUUCAAAGAAGAGAAGAGACUGAGAUCAUUAGUGAAGAAAACAAUUCGGUAUUUCCAUGGAAACGAUGUGAAAGACGAUGGAUUUGGCCUCUUUGUCAUUGUAAGAGAUUUCUUGGUGAUGCUAGAUAAGGCUUGCAAGGAAGUUGGGGCAUCACAGAAGAAGGCGGCAAGUAAAUCUCUGAGCAGUAACAGUUGCAACCCAGCAUCCCAGGUAAAUCCCCAGGAGAAACAGUUUCCUCCAGUUUUGGAUCAUCGGUCAGAUAGUUCGGACUCGAAUGAUUAACUUCGGGAUAUAGCAUUAGAUGUACUUUUUAGGCGAUUUCUUUUCCCCGAGACCAUGCAAAGUAUCCAUUUGCAGAGGCAUUACUGUAUACAUACACAUGCCACAUACACAUGGCAUAGCACAUGGUUUCAGAGGCAUUAUUGUAUACACACAUACCACAUACACAUAUAUAUUACAUGG
This is a messenger RNA of Lolium rigidum, 2757 nucleotides long. Its product is annotated as formin-like protein 10. The transcript has 6 exons. Gene Ontology annotation, molecular function: actin filament binding. The record is from RefSeq and is a predicted model, not a curated record. Gene Ontology annotation, biological process: actin nucleation; actin cytoskeleton organization. Bases 1 to 2577 code for a protein of 858 amino acids. Lineage: Eukaryota; Viridiplantae; Streptophyta; Magnoliopsida; Poales; Poaceae.